AUGGCAAUCAGCACCGAGUCCUUGAUCUCCGCGCCAGUUGAGGUAAAAACACAAGUUAAUGGCUCCCAAAAUGCAACCGUGCACAAGAUAGCAAAUGGUGAUCAUGAAGGGUCGGAACCAAUGUGGGCAAAUUCUUCCGCGCCAUACGACGUGCUUACGGUUGCUCUCCCGUUACCGGCUCCAGCCUCCUCUACUGGAUAUUGGUGGCGAACGACGGGGCCACUGAUGAGCAAGCUGCUGGAAAAGGCAGAAUAUUCCCUUUAUAAGCAUUAUAAAUACCUUCUUCUCUAUCAUACCCAUAUCCUGCCGUUGCUGGGGCCGCGGCCAAUUGAAGACCCGGCACAAGCAUUGUCAAGCAUACCACCAUGGAAAUCUUUCUUAACGGAUGACUUUUCUCCCUUGGAACCGAGUUGGAACGUGAGCGGUAAUUCAGAUUCAAGGAGCAUUAUAAGACUGGGGAUUGAGCCAGUUAGUUUCGAUGCUGGAACAGCCAUAGAUCCGUUCAACCAGAUAUCCGUUGCACGGUUCUUUGAGUCUCAAAAUGCAGCGGAGGUUGGGGUAAAGGGGGGCUUGUUUGAACAUUUCCGUAACGAUCUCUUCGUGGGCCCUGAGUCAUAUAUGGCCAUAAGAGAAAUGUUACCUGAGGGUGAACACAUGACGCAAAGCUUUCUUGCGUUCGACUUAGACUCGGGCCAUAUAACCACAAAGGCAUACUUUUUCCCCAUCCUCAAAGCACUGAGUACCCAACAAAGCACAAUAAAGGUGCUAUCUGACUCGAUCAUGGGACUUGCAAAGAAGUCCAAUGUGUGGGGGCCGCAGGCUAUCGUGGCCUUAGCAAUUCUGGAGGCUUGGAUUGCUAGCUACAAUGGAGGUGCGAAAGCGGAAAUGCUUAGUGUCGAUUGCGUGGAUGAUGCUGAAUCACGUAUCAAAAUAUAUGUUCGAAUUCCCCAUACUGCCUUGCGAAAAGUGAAAGAGGCGUACUGUUUAGGCGGGCGAUUGACGGAUGACAACACUGCUCAGAGUCUGGAUCUGCUUGAUACUGCCUGGAGGACAAUGUUCAGAGUGACUGAUGACGCUGCUGAACUGCCACAUAACAGCCAUCGGACAGCCGGUACGAUCUUUAACUUCGAAAUACGCCCUGGAAAAUGGUUUCCAGAGCCAAAGGUGUACUUACCAGUUCGUCAUUACUGCGACAAUGACUUGCAAAUUGCUAGCAGGUUACAAGAGCUUUUUGGGAGGCUUGGAUGGCAAAAAAUGGAGAGAAACUAUCGCAGAGAUUUUGCAGAUCUGUUUCCACACCACCCACUUUCCACUUCGACGGGAACACAUACAUACCUUGCAUUUUCAUACAAGAAGCAGAAAGGCGUUUAUAUGACAAUGUACUAUAGCCCACGAGUGUACAGUACACAGGCGGGAAUCACAGACUGUAUUUAG
Molecule: messenger RNA, 1434 nt
Organism: Nannizzia gypsea CBS 118893
Lineage: Eukaryota; Fungi; Ascomycota; Eurotiomycetes; Onygenales; Arthrodermataceae
Product: tryptophan dimethylallyltransferase
Exons: 2
Coding region: 1-1434 (477 amino acids)
Biological process (GO): alkaloid metabolic process
Molecular function (GO): transferase activity, transferring alkyl or aryl (other than methyl) groups
Source: RefSeq, a predicted model, not a curated record